AUGGUCCAUGCCGGGCCGGCCGCGCGCGCGCCCUCUCGCGCGAUGUUCGCCGCCACCACUGAGAGCAAACCGCGUCGUGCCGUCUCGCCGCUCGGUAUACCUAAGUCUCCGUCGUUUCACUCGGGACUAGAUCUUGUUGCGAACCAAUCGGCUACCAAGCGCUCAGAGAGUGUAUCAGACGUCGCGCGCGCUUUUCGUUUCGCGUUGUUCGCCGGCUCCGGCAUGGAAGGCCAGGGCCUGCCGCAGAAGGCGCCGUCACCGCCUGACGCGCGCAGCCCGCCACCCCCCACCGCAGCCGCCGUUUCGCCCGAGCGCUCGACGCCGAUACCCAAUGCCGAAAAGGAAAAUUCGAUGGUACAAUUACCACCACUCAAAGGUUCGUCGGCAUUAUCAACAAAAGUCACUGAAAAUAUUGGCUACCACUAA
Arctia plantaginis is the source of this 426-nucleotide messenger RNA. Lineage: Eukaryota; Metazoa; Arthropoda; Insecta; Lepidoptera; Erebidae. The record is from the annotation of a GenBank genome assembly.